Volvox carteri f. nagariensis is the source of this 1882-nucleotide messenger RNA. RefSeq lists its product as uncharacterized. Bases 683 to 1882 code for a protein of 399 amino acids. Gene Ontology annotation, biological process: maturation of 5.8S rRNA; maturation of LSU-rRNA. Gene Ontology annotation, cellular component: nucleolus; preribosome, large subunit precursor. NCBI's taxonomy places the organism in Eukaryota, Viridiplantae, Chlorophyta, Chlorophyceae, Chlamydomonadales, Volvocaceae. The transcript is spliced from 10 exons. The record is from RefSeq and is a predicted model, not a curated record.
AUCCAAAGGCACGUGCAGUCUAAGAAGUGAUAUAGUCGGUCAUACUCGCGCAGUGUAUGAGCAUAUGGCGCGCCCCCAAGCCCGAGCUAGCAGAGAUUCCUUCUUCGGAACGCCAAUGUCCUACGCCGAAAAAUUCGCAUCCCAAAACAAAUCAGGCACAUCGUGAACUUACCUGGCCUUUCCGCCCGUCGGCGUCGCCAAUACCGAAGCGCAGCUGGAGCACGCCACCACUUGCUGGGAGUGCGAGAAGACGGUCACGAUGCUGAAGCAGCCCUGGCACUUAACAUCCAUAUAAUAAGAGUUUGGACUCUGGACAAGCCGCUUGCGCUUAUGCCGCCUAGCCUCCAAUGCUGCCGGAGGAUGGAGCAGGUCGUAAUCUUGCUGGAGCGGCAUGAUGAACUCUACGCUUCUCUUACACAAUAUAAUUGAACCUCGGGGAGGCUCAAGUAUGCAUCACGGGGCCUAUAUGUGAAACCUGAUGCCGAGUACGACACUGCCGACACUAGGGAAAGGCAUAGAGGAGCCGACUCUACUGUCUGCUUUAAACUGAACUGUUGCGCAUGGCAAAACAUCCAUUGUGGUUGUCAUCGAAGAUUCUAGCUGACGUGAUUCAUCUUCAGGAGCAGGUUGCUAUUGGUAUCAUUCCACGGCAUAGCGAGGCCUCGUGCUGGGCCUAUAAAACAUGCAGCACGAUGAAGUUAUUUGGCAGGUAAUAGGGCACGUCGAUUGCAGCUUUAGGGCAAAAACUCAGGCACAAAACUUUUGCCGCAAUGAAUACAACGUCACUGGGCUCUGCAAUCGUAGCUCGUGCCCAUUAGCUAACAGCCGGUAUGCGACUAUCAAGGAGGAGAACGGGAGAUGUUACCUUCUCAUGAAGACGAUAGAGCGGGCGCAUUCGCCAAAGAAUUUAUGGCAAAGAAUUCGCCUUAAAAAGAACUAUGCGGCGGCGCUGGAGCAGCUUGACCAGCACCUGCAGUAUUGGCCCAAGUUCCUGGUGCACAAGAACAAGCAGCGCUUUACCAAAAUCACACAGUACCUCAUACGCAUGCGGCGGCUGGAGGUGAAGGCGCGACCAAAGCUGGUGGGCAUCAAUCGCAAGCUUGAGAAGGUCGAGCGGAAGCGCGAGGCGAAGGCGGAGGCGGCGGCUCAUUUGGAGAAAUCCAUAGAGACGGAGCUGCUCAAGCGACUACAGAGUGGCACGUACGGCGAUAUCUACAACUUUCCGCUGGCGCAGUACGAAAAGGUAUUAGAUACUCAGGAAGUUAAAGAGACGGAGCAAGAGGAAGAAGAGGAGCUUGGGGAAGAGUUUGUGGCUGGGGACGACGAUGAUGAUGACGAGGAGGAGGAGGAGGUGGUGGACUACCUGGAAGACGAUCAAGUCCAGUUGGACGAGGAGGACAUGGAGGAUUGGGAUGACGGGACUGGGCUUGGCGAGGACGACGAUGGCGACGACGACGACGAGGAAGAAGACCAGGAGGAUGACAAGAUGAACGGCGGACAUGUUUUUGACGGAUGGGAUGCUUGGGCACCCAGCUUCUGCACCAAGCUGCAAUCUGCACGGUUGUUAACGGCAGCGGUCACACCUUCAGAGUGCACACACACGGACCACUACAAGUGGGGCACGAUAUGUGUAUCAGGGUCUCCAUUUCAGGAUUGGCACUGGCACAAAGUGGGCGCCGUCGGCAAAGUCCACUGGGAAUGCAACCGUGUACCAUCUUGGCGGGUCCAGGAGUCUGAGAUGGACCCUCCAGUUCCGAUACCCAUCAGCCCACAGCAAGGGCACCGUCCUCAAGGACCCAACCGACCCAGCCGCCAUACGAAAACUCGGAACAGCAUCUGUGUGGAUGGCCAAUGGGUUCGAAAGGGCAUUCCUGGUUACUAG